This is a messenger RNA of Tribolium madens (black flour beetle), 1020 nucleotides long. RefSeq names its product probable peptidyl-tRNA hydrolase 2. NCBI's taxonomy places the organism in Eukaryota, Metazoa, Arthropoda, Insecta, Coleoptera, Tenebrionidae. Gene Ontology annotation, cellular component: mitochondrion; cytosol. The transcript has 3 exons. The record is from RefSeq and is a predicted model, not a curated record. Gene Ontology annotation, molecular function: peptidyl-tRNA hydrolase activity; protein binding. Bases 242 to 829 code for a protein of 195 amino acids.
UACGCAAAUACUUAGCGAGAGAGCAAUAGGGCUGUUUACAAAUGUUGAAAAGAAAUAGCUAUUUGGUACGUCUUUCGAGUUAUUAAUUGAUCCAAACGCAUAAAUAUAAAAAGGGACUUAGUCAUAAGUCAUAUUAUUAAUUUUCCAAGUGUGAACCUGGCUGUAAAACGGGAAUGAGAGGGGGGAAGCGUCAGCGCUUAGUGUGAGAUUUUGACAAGUGAGGUUAUGUUCAAGUCACAGUAUGGAGGCCACAAAUCGCCCCUACGCUAAGUUCCAGCCUAACGAGGAGUACCUCGAGGCCCUCAUCUCUAUGGGCAUUUCGGAAAACCACGCCCAAGAAGCCUUGUUUUGUACCGGUAACGAGUCAGUAGAAGCGGCCGUGAGUUAUGUCUUUACGAAUUUACUCCACGAAGACAACGAUGACGAAAAUCUUGUGCCCCCUGGCGCCGAGAACAACGUCGACGAGUCACCUAAGAGGUACAAAAUGACAUUUGUGGUAAACACAGCGCUGAAAAUGGGGCUCGGCAAAACGGCCGCGCAAGUGGCACACGCGUGUUUGGGGCUGUAUAGAGAGAUGAGGAUAACGGGGGACAGGGAGGAUGCGUUGAAUGAGUGGGAUUAUUUUGGGGAGAAGAAAAUUAUUCUCAAGGGGGAGAAUACCGAGCAUUUAGAAGCGUUGUUUAAUAAAGCGAAAGAAAUGAAUGUUCCGUGUUAUUUAGUGUCAGAUGCUGGUCACACACAGAUACCGCCAGGGUCUGUCACAGUUUUGAGUGUUUUUGGGGAUGAAGAGGAAGUUAAUGCCAUCACAGGAACUUUAAGUUUGUUAUAAUGACUAGAAUUCCAUUUAAUUGUAAGGUUUAAGACCAUGAAUUCCCUUGACUCCCUUCUAGUGUGAACGCAUGUUUUUUAUUUUUAGUACCGCUUAGAUGUAAAUUAUUUAUUUUUAAUGUUAUAAGAGUUAUCUUAUAGUCAAGUGCACAUGACGUGUAUACGAUCCAGAAUAAAUUUUUGUUGCAAAAA